Messenger RNA from Erinaceus europaeus (western European hedgehog), 6831 nucleotides. RefSeq names its product integrator complex subunit 1 (gene INTS1). The record is from RefSeq and is a predicted model, not a curated record. Gene Ontology annotation, cellular component: integrator complex. The coding region runs from base 197 to 6739 and encodes 2180 amino acids. Gene Ontology annotation, biological process: U2 snRNA 3'-end processing. The transcript has 48 exons. Lineage: Eukaryota; Metazoa; Chordata; Mammalia; Eulipotyphla; Erinaceidae.
GUUGUAGUUGAAGCAGUGGCAAGCAUUCCGUGUGAUGGGCGGCGGGUAAGCGGGGUUCUCACGCCCCGCAUCUGGGACUGUGGACGGGAUUCUGGGUUCGAGGGGCCCAGGGCACCGGCUGCACCCCGUCCUACCUCCAGGUGACUACAGGUGACCCCCACAAGACGACACGACGCCGCCCCCGCGCACCGCCAAGAUGAACCGGGCCAAGCCCCCCGCCGUGCGCAGGCCCAGCGCUGCGGCCAAGCCCUCAGGGCACCCUCCCCCGGGGGACUUCAUCGCCCUGGGCUCCAAGGGCCAGGCUGGCGAUGCCAAGGCCAGCUCCAGCCUGCUAAAGCCCGCACCCUCCGGCCUGCCCUCUGAGCGCAAGCGCGAUGCUGCGGCUGCUCUGGCCGGUGCCUCGGCCCUCACCAGCCUCACCAAGCGCCCCAAGCUCUCGUCCACGCCUCCCUUGAGUGCCCUGGGACGCCUGGCCGAGGCUGCUGUGGCCGAGAAGCGCGCCAUCUCUCCCUCCAUCAAGGAGCCCUCUGUGGUCCCCAUCGAAGUGCCACCCCCGGUGCUGCUAGAUGAGAUCGAGGCGGCCGAGUUGGAGGGCAACGACGACAGGCUCGAAGGGGUGCUUUGUGGGGCUGUGAAGCAGCUGAAGGUGACACGGGCCAAGCCUGACAGCACCCUGUAUCUGAGCCUCAUGUACUUGGCUAAGAUUAAGCCUAACAUCUUCGCCACUGAGGGCGUCAUCGAGGCUCUGUGCAGCCUCCUGCGGCGUGAUGCUUCUAUCAACUUCAAAGCCAAGGGCAAUAGCCUGGUGUCUGUGCUGGCCUGCAACCUCCUCAUGGCCGCCUACGAAGAGGACGAGAACUGGCCUGAGAUCUUUGUCAAGGUGUACAUCGAGGACUCACUGGGGGAGCGGAUCUGGGUGGACAGCCCUCACUGCAAGACCUUUGUGGACAAUAUCCAGACGGCUUUCAACACCAAGACGCCGCCCAAGAGCAUGCUGCUGCAGGGGGAGGCAGGGCGUGGCGGGGGCGAUCUGAGUGCUGGGAACAGCCCGCACCCCUCCCUCACCGAGGAGGAGGACAGCCAGACGGAACUGCUGAUCGCUGAGGAGAAGCCCAGUCCUGAGCAGGAGGGCCAGCUCAUGCCCAGGUAUGAUGAGCUGACGGAGAGCGUGGAGGAGUAUGUGCUGGAUGUGCUCCGGGACCAGCUCAACCGGCGCCAGCCCAUCGACAAUGUGUCGAGGAACCUGCUGCGGCUGCUCACGUCCACUUGCGGGUACAAGGAGGUGCGCCUCAUGGCGGUGCAGAAGCUGGAGAUGUGGCUGCAGAACCCCAAGCUGACCAGGCCGGCCCAGGACCUGCUCAUGUCCGUGUGUGUGAACUGCACCGCCCAUGGCCCCGAGGACAUGGACGUCAUCUCCCAUCUCAUCAAGAUUCGCCUCAAGCCCAAAGUGCUGCUCAACCACUACAUGCUGUGUGUCAGGGAGCUGCUGACAGCCCACAAGGACAACCUGGGCACCACUAUCAAGUUCGUCAUCUUCAACGAGCUCUCCAACGCCCGGAACCCCAACAACAUGCAGAUCCUAUACACAGUGCUGCAGCACAGCGCAGAGCUCGCCCCUAAGUUCCUGGCCAUGGUCUUCCAGGACUUGCUGACCAACAAGGACGACUAUCUGCGGGCCUCGAGGGCUCUGCUGCGCGAGAUCAUUAAGCAGACCAAGCACGAGAUCAACUUCCAGGCUUUCUGCCUGGGGCUGAUGCAGGAGCGCCGCGAGCCACAGUACCUGGACAUGGAGUUCAAGGAGCGGUUUGUGGUUCACGUCACUGACGUGCUGGCUGUGUCCAUGAUGCUGGGCAUUACAGCACAGGUGAAGGAGGCUGGCGUUGCCUGGGACAAAGGGGAAAAGAAGAAUCUCGAGGUGCUGCGCUCCUUCCAGAACCAGAUCGCUGCCAUCCAGCGGGAUGCUGUGUGGUGGCUGCACACCGUGGUCCCCUCCAUCAGCAAGCUCGCCCCCAAGGACUAUGUGCACUGCCUCCACAAGGUGCUCUUCACGGAGCAGCCUGAGACCUACUACAAGUGGGACAACUGGCCGCCUGAGAGUGACCGCAACUUCUUCCUGCGCCUCUGCUCAGAGGUGCCCAUCCUGGAGGACACGCUCAUGCGCAUCCUGGUCAUCGGGCUGUCCCGUGAACUCCCGCUCGGCCCCGCUGACGCCAUGGAGCUGGCCGACCACCUGGUGAAACGAGCCGCCGCCGUGCAGGCAGAUGACCUAGACGUGUUGAAAGUGGAGAGGAUCCAGCUCAUUGAUGCUGUGCUGAAUCUGUGCACCUACCACCACCCUGAAAACAUCCAGCUGCCCCCGGGGUACCAGCCCCCCAACCUCGCCAUCUCCACCCUGUAUUGGAAGGCAUGGCCCCUGCUGCUGGUGGUCGCCGCCUUCAAUCCCGAGAACAUCGGUUUGGCCGCCUGGGAGGAGUACCCCACACUGAAGAUGCUCAUGGAGAUGGUGAUGACCAACAACUACUCCUACCCACCCUGCACGUUGACGGACGAGGAGACGCGCACGGAGAUGGUCAGCCGGGAGCUGCAGACAGCGCAGCGUGAGAAGCAGGAGAUCCUGGCCUUCGAGGGCCACCUGGCCGCUGCCUCCACCAAGCAGACAAUCACCGAGAGCAGCAGCCUCCUGCUGUCCCAGCUCACCAGCCUGGACCCCCAAGGCCCUCCCCGGCGGCCACCCCCCCACAUCCUGGACCAGGUGAAAGGCCUCAACCAGUCACUGCGCCUGGGCCACCUGCUGUGCCGCAGCCGCAACCCUGACUUCCUCCUCAAUGUCAUCCAGAGGCAGGCAUCCUCGCAGUCCAUGCCCUGGCUGGCCGACCUGGUACAGUCCAGCGAGGGCUCCUUGGAUGUGCUGCCCGUGCAGUGCCUGUGCGAGUUCCUGCUGCAUGACGCUGCUGAUGGCGGUGCCUCAGGGGAGGAGGAGGAGGAAGGCGAGAGCAAGGAGCGCAAGGCCAGGAAGCGUCAGAGGCAGCAGAAGCAGCGGCAGCUCCUGGGCCGCCUGCAGGACCUGCUGUUGGGCCCCAAGGCCGAUGGGCAGACCACAUGUGAGGUGCUGGACUACUUCCUGCGGCGCCUGGGCUCCCCCCAGGUGGCCUCCAGGGUGCUGGCCACCAAGGGCCUGUCCCUGGUGCUGUCUGAGCGUGGCCUGCGGGAUGGAGAGGAGAAGGAGCCCCCUGAGGAGGAGGAGGGGGCCCCAAGUGGCCUGCAGGGCUACCAGUGGCUACUGUGCCGCCUGCCCCGCCUACCCCUGUUCAGCAGCGUGCGUGGCUCCACAGCCCUGGCACUGCAGCAGGCCAUCCAUGUGGAAACGGACCCGCAGACUAUCAGCGCCUAUCUGGUGUACCUGUCCCAGCACUCACCCGUGGAGGAGCAGAGCCAGCACAGCGACCUGGCCCUGGAUGUGGCCCGGCUUAUCGUGGAGCGCUCCACCAUCAUGGCGCACCUCUUCUCCAAGCGCACCUGCAGCUCCACGGCCGACACUGUGCUGGCUGCUCUGCUGUCCAUCUUCUCACGCCACGUCCAACGCAUGCGCAAGAGCAAGGAUGGCGAGGAGGUCUACAGCUGGUCGGAGUCUCAGGACCAGGUGUUCCUGCGCUGGAGCAGUGGGGAGACAGCCACCAUGCACAUCCUGGUGGUGCAUGCCAUGGUCAUCCUGCUGACGCUGGGGCCGCCACGAGAGGCUGGGGACAGUGAGUUCCGUGCCCUCUUGGACAUCUGGUUCCCUGAGAAGAAACCCCUGCCCACGGCCUUCCUGGUGGACACCUCAGAAGAGGCGCUGCUGCUGCCUGACUGGCUGAAGCUGCGCAUGAUCCGCUCUGAGGUCCCGCGCCUGGUGGACGCCGCCCUGCAGGACCUGGAGCCGCAACAGCUGCUGCUAUUCGUGCAGUCCUUUGGCAUCCCGGUGUCUAGCAUGAGCAAGCUUUUGCAGUACCUGGACCAGGCCGUGGCCCAGGACCCCCAAACGCUAGAGCAGAACAUCAUGGACAAGAACUAUAUGGCCCACCUGGUGGAGGUGCAGCACGAGAGGGGUGCAUCCGGGGGCCAGACCUUCCACUCGCUGCUUACGGCCUCCCUGCCGCCCCGCCGUGACAGCACAGAGGCACCGAAGCCCAAAAGCAGCCCUGACCCGCCAGCUGGCUCUGGGAGAGUCCGCACUGGCACCCAGGUGCGGGUGCUGGACUCCGAGGAUGACCUGGCUGGCCUGUUGCUGCAGGUCUUCCCCCUGAAUCCCGGGCCGCGUUGGCAGAGCUCCAGUGUGCGGCCCGUGGCCCUGGCACUGCAGCAGGCCCUGGGCCAGGAGCUGGGCCGCCUACACCGGGGGAGCCCUGAGACCGCAGGUGUGGCCAUGCGCCUCCUGCAGGCCCUAGCCGGCCUGCUCAGCUCUCCGCACGGUGGCCCCCUGGCUGUGGCCAUGCACCACAACCACUUCCUGGCCUGCCCGCUGCUGCGCCUGCUCCACCGGUACCAGCGCCUGGUACCCCAGGAUGGCGCCUUCUCCUCGCUGCUCUUCAAAGUGCUCCUGCAGCUGCAGCGGCUGGAUGGUGGCGGUGGGGAGUCUGGGCCCCUGCAGGCCCAACUCAAGCUGCUGACUACCCAGCUGUCCGCUGUGCGCAGGAUCAGUGAUGUGCGCAGUGGCUUCCUGCACCUGGCUGAGGCCCUGACCUUCCGCGGGGACCCAGAGGCGGUCAGCUCCACCGUGCGUGCCAUUGUGGCCGCCCUGAGGGCCGGGGAGGCAUGUAGUGUGGAGCCCGAGCUCGUCGGCAAAGUGCUCCGGGGCCUAGUGGAGGCACGCUCACCUCUGCUGGAGGAGCUGUUGGCUGUGCUUUUCGGGGCUGGCGUCACCCCCACCUGCAGGCCUGUCGCUGUGGUGAGCUCAGUGUUGCUGCAGGAGGCCCCAGGCUCCGGGGAGCAGGAGACCACAGAUGCUGGCAGCUUGGGACCCUGCUCCGGGCUGCUUGUCGACUGGUUGGAGAUGCUGGACCCUGAGGUGGUGGGUGGCUGCCCUGACCUGCAGCAGAGGCUCCUGUUCUCCCGUGCCAAGGUGGGACAGGGCAAAGGUUACUCUGGGCCACAGGUGCCGUCCUUCCGACCCUACCUCCUGGCACUCCUCACACACCAGUCCAGCUGGCCCACUCUCCACCAAUGCAUCCGCCUGCUGCUGGGUGGGGGCCGUGAGCAGAGGGCCGACCCUUCUGCCUCCCUGGACUUCCUCUGGGCCUGCAUCCACGUGCCUCGCAUCUGGCAGGGGAGGGACCAGCGCACCCCACAGAAGCGGCGGGAGGAGCCGGUGCUGCGCGUACAGGCCCCAGAGCUCAUCGGCUUGGUGGAGCUGAUGCUGGCAGAGGCGGAGGCCCGGGCCCGGGAUCUGGCCCCCUCGGGCAGCCCCCUGCAGGCCCGGCUGCCUCUGCUGCUCAGCUGUUGUCAUGGGGACGAGGGGGCCCUGGCUCAGGUGACGACACACCUGCUGAGCAGCAUCCAGCAACGUGGGGACAGCGUGUCAGGCAGACACUGCCGAGAUCUGCUCCUGCAGCUGUACCUGCAGAGGCCUGAGCUCCGUGGGCCCCCCAGCCUUCUGUCCAGCGAGGGCGCCUCUGCUGGCAGCCUGUGCAAGCUGGACGGCCUCAUCCACCGCUUCAUCACGGUCCUGGCUGACACCAGCGAUUCCCACGCAGCCGAGAGCCGCUUGGCGGAUGCCAAUAUGGCAUGCCGCAAGCUGGCUGUGGCCCACCCCAUCCUGCUGCUCAGGCACCUGCCCAUGAUGGCAGCACUGCUGCACGGCCGCACGCACCUCAACUUCCAGGAGUUCCGGCAGCAGAACCACCUGAGCUGCUUCCUGCACGUGCUGGGCAUCCUGGAGCUGCUGCAGCCGCACGUGUUCCGCACCGAGCACCAGGGGGCGCUGUGGGACUGCCUGCGCUCCUUCCUUCACCUGCUGCUGAACUACAGGAAGUCCUCGCGCGCACUGGCGGCCUUCAUCAGCAAGUUCGUGCAGUUCACCCACGCCUACGUCACCUGCAACGCCCCGGCAGCUGUGGCCUUCCUGCAGAAGCACUCAGACGCGCUGCAUGACCUGUCCUUCGACAGCAGCGACCUGGUCAUGCUCAAGUCUCUCCUUGCGGGCCUGAGCCUGCCCAGCAGGGAUGGCCCGGCUGACCACGGUCCUGACCAGGAGCGCGAAGACGAGCCCGCAGCCAACACCCUGCCCCUGGUCAGCGUGUCACUCUUCACUCCGCUGAGCGCAGCCGAGAUGGCGCCCUACAUGAAGAGACUGUCCCGUGGCCAGACCGUCGAGGACCUGCUGGAGGUCCUGAGCGACAUAGACGAGAUGUCCCGGCGCAGACCCGAGAUCCUGGCCUUCUUCUCGACCCACCUGCAGCGCCUCAUGAGUUCUGCUGAGGAGGCUUGCCGCAGCCUGGCCUUCAGCCUGGCCCUGCGCUCCAUCCAGAACAAUCCCAGCAUCGCCGCCGACUUCCUGCCCACUUUCAUGUGCUGCUUGGGCAGCCGGGACUUUGAGGUAGUGCAGACUGCCUUGCGGAACCUGCCAGAGUACACCCUCCUGUGCCAAGAGCACGCAGCCGCACUGCUGCACCGCGCCUUCCUGGUGGGUGUGUACGGCCAGCUGGACGCCAGCUCCCACAUCUCCGAGGCCCUGCGCGCGCUGCACGUGGAGACCGUCAUGUGACGCCAGGGACGUUGGGAUCGCAGCACUGCCUGGGUCUGCCUGUGCCAGACACAGCCUGGGGGUGGGUGUCUUCAAUGAAACAUGAAUCCUGA